Diaporthe citri is the source of this 993-nucleotide messenger RNA. RefSeq lists its product as uncharacterized. The coding region runs from base 1 to 993 and encodes 330 amino acids. NCBI's taxonomy places the organism in Eukaryota, Fungi, Ascomycota, Sordariomycetes, Diaporthales, Diaporthaceae. Gene Ontology annotation, molecular function: endonuclease activity; nucleic acid binding. Gene Ontology annotation, biological process: DNA catabolic process. The transcript is spliced from 2 exons. The record is from RefSeq and is a predicted model, not a curated record.
AUGGCCUCAACCAUACUUCUCACCCUCGCAGCCUUGCAAGGCGUGAGGGCGUGGGGUGCGCUUGGGCAUGCUACGAUCGCCUACAUCGCCCAGAACUAUGUUACUGACGAAGUAGCGUCUUGGGCUCAAGGUGUGCUCGCUGACACCUCGGAUUCGUACCUGGCCAACGUCGCCUCCUGGGCCGACAGCUACCGCGCAACGAACGCCGGCGCGUGGUCCGCCCCUCUGCACUUCAUCGACGCAGAGGACAACCCGCCCAGCUCCUGCAACGUGGACUACGACCGGGACUGCGGCUCGACGGGCUGCUCCGUCUCCGCCAUCGCCAACUACACCCAGCGGGUCGGCGACGGCCGCCUCUCCGCCGCGAACGUCGCCGAGGCCCUCAAGUUCCUGGUCCACUUCACCGGGGACAUCACGCAGCCCCUGCACGACGAGGCGUACGAAAGGGGGGCCAACGGCGUCUCCGUCAAGUACCAGGGCUACACGGACAACCUGCACGCCGACUGGGACACGUACCUGCCCCAGACGCUCGUCGGCGGGUCCGGCCUCACGUAUGCCAAGACCUGGGCCACCAACCUCACCGCGGAGAUCAACUCGGGCGUCUACAAGUCCCAGGCGGCAAGCUGGACCUCGGGCGACAGCGUGAGCGCGGCGAUAGACACUGCAACAGCCUGGGCCACCGAUGCCAACGCCUACGUCUGCACCGUCGUGAUGCCCGACGGCGCUGCGGCCCUGACGGCUAUGAGUGAUCUGUACCCUACAUACUACGACUCGGUCAUCCCCACCAUCGAGCUUCAGAUUGCCAAGGGCGGUUAUCGCCUGGGGAACUGGUUGAACCUGAUCUAUGAUGCCAGUGUUAAGAAGCGGGAUCUCGAGACCGGAGAUGUUGUCAGGAGGAAUGAGAAGAAGCCUCUGCCGGCACCGAGGCCCUUGAGCAAGGCGAAGCUUGCCAGAGCUGCGUUUGGUUAUGGUUGCAAUCAUGAUCAUCAUUGA